This is a messenger RNA of Kalmanozyma brasiliensis GHG001, 1374 nucleotides long. Its product is annotated as Aminotransferase, class I/classII. The transcript has a single exon. Gene Ontology annotation, biological process: biosynthetic process. Gene Ontology annotation, molecular function: L-kynurenine:2-oxoglutarate transaminase activity; pyridoxal phosphate binding. Lineage: Eukaryota; Fungi; Basidiomycota; Ustilaginomycetes; Ustilaginales. Gene Ontology annotation, cellular component: mitochondrion; cytoplasm. Bases 1 to 1374 code for a protein of 457 amino acids. The record is from RefSeq and is a predicted model, not a curated record.
AUGUCCUCUUCAGCCAAGCCCACACGAUGGGCGACCCAACGCGCAGACCGGAUCCACGCCGAGCUCAACGCCGGCCUCGACGUAUGGACGCUCUUCAACCCGGUCGUCUUUCCCACUGCCAUCAACCUCGGUCAGGGGUUCAUGAACUGGCAACCUCCCUCGUACAUCCUCGAUACGCUCACCAAGGAGAUGGCAUCGCGUGUCGACCUGCAUCACUACUCGCAUCCCAAGGGUCGACCUCGUUUGCGCGAGGCGAUCAGCGAGUUUUACUCUCCCGAAUUCCGCCUACCCUCUGGUGAGGCGGAGGCGGAGGGAGAGGGAAAAGUGGGCGAGCAGAGACAGGCAAGUGGGCGAAAGCUCAACAUCGAAACCGAAGUGCAGAUCACUUCCGGCGCCAAUGGCGGGAUAUACAGCGUCAUGGGUGCAUUCAUCAACGAUGGCGACGGAGUCGUAUGCAUCGAGCCAUUCUUCGAUCAGUACAACGCCGAAAUUCUGUUCCACGGCGGCAAGCCGCUUUACGUGCCCCUCCUACCUCCCUCGGGCGGUGGAAAGCACGAUUCGAACGAUUGGACGCUGGACAUGACCCAUCUGGAAUCCGUCCUCUCGCAAUCGUCCACCAAAGCGCUCAUCCUCAACACGCCACACAAUCCCGUCGGCAAGGUGUUCUCCCCCACCGAACUCGGAGAGAUCGCCCGCCUGUGCGUGAAGCACGACAUCCUCGUAGUAGCCGACGAAGUGUACGACUGUCUCACCUUUGACGGACACACCCACACACGGAUUGCAUCGUUCACCGGCAUGUGGGAUCGAACGCUCACCGUCGGCUCUGCCGGCAAGUCGUUUGCCUGCACAGGUUGGCGAGUGGGCUGGCUCAUCGGUCCGAAUCACCUCGUUGGACCCGCGCGCGCGGUGCACACCCGAAUCACGUUCGCCGUCAACUCGUCUGCCCAGGAGGGCGCCGCGAUAGGCCUCGAGGCUGCCACGAAGGAGAAGUUUUUCGAAACGCAGAUCGAUCAGUAUGCGCAACGACGGCAGCUGCUCGUGGAUGCAUUGGAUGCGAUUGGGCUGGAUUACACCGUGCCGCAUGGUGGAUACUUUGUUAUGGCCGACGCGAGCAAGAUCCAGAUCCCCGAUGGUUGGGUGAAGGAGAACGACGUGCCACAAGGGAUUUUGCAGAAGGAGGAAGACUAUCUCAAGGCGUGGUUCAUCGCCAAGGUCUGCGAUGUAGUGGUGAUCCCAGCGACGGCAUUCUACUCGGACAAGGGCGGUGCAGAGGUCGGGAAGAAUUACGUCCGGUUCAGCUUCUGUAAAGAUGACCAGAUCGAGCAGGCUGCACCGCGGUUGAAGAAGCUCGUGCCUUUCUUGAAGAAGGACUAG